UCAGUAAGUUUCUUUCGAUGCAGUUGUGACCAUCUGAUCGUUGAGUCGCUGCAGGUUGACACCAUGGCUACAGUGGCGUUCAGGCGGUGUGUGAGCUGGACUUUACUGUCAGCAUCUGGAGCCAAAGGCGUCAGGAUCAGAGGGACAAACCGGCUCUACUGGACCACUUUCAGAAGGACUGCCGGUGCUCUGACUAGCAGAAGAGCUGCGUUCCUCCUGGGGUUCCCCACACUGUCCUGUCUGGGUUAUGAAGUGUAUCACAGAGUGCAGACUUCAGCUGUGGUCCACGCUUUAGAAAAAGAGGAGGUUUUGGAGCAGGCCGACUACCUGUACAGCUGUGCAGAGACAGAGAAGCUGUACCAGCUGCUGGUGCAGUACAAGGACAGUGAUGAUGCAGAGUUCCUGUGGAGGCUGGCCCGGGCGUCUCGUGACAUGUCCCUCCUGCCCAACAUGGAGGCAGAACGGAAGAAGCAGCUGAUGUAUGAGGGCUUCGAAUAUGCAAAGAAGGCACUGGAGAAGGAUGAUAAGUGUUUUGCUGCACACAAAUGGUAUGCAGUCUGUCUCAGUGAUACCGGAGACUACGAGGGAGUCAAGGUGAAAAUUGGAAAUUCAUACAUCAUCAGGGAACAUCUAGAGAGAGCCAUUGAGCUCAAUCCCAAAGAUGCCACUUCCUUACAUAUUCUGGGGUUCUGGUGCUUUGCUUUUGCAGAGCUGCCUUGGUAUCAACGUAAGGUGGCGGCUUUAAUUUUUUCAUCGCCGCCUAACUCCACAUAUGAAGAGGCUUUGGAAUUUUUCCUGAAAGCUGAAGAAGUUGAUCCAAACUUCUACAGUAAGAACCUGCUGAUGCUCGGGAAGACCUACUUGGGCAUGAAAGACAAAGAGAAAGCACGGUUCUAUUUAACCAAAGCAAAGGACUACCCUGCUCACACGCUGGAAGACAAAGAGGUCCAUAAAGAUGCUGUCGACCUGUUGAAGAAACUAGGAUGAAGCUGUUAUGACCACUAGGGCUGGACUAAAAUACCAUGAUAUUUAUGACCAAAUAAUGUUGAUAUUGAGUCGAUAUCGUAGAGCUGACUGAGUUGAUAAAGGCAAAUAAUAGAACAACACUUAACUGUAACACAGCCUUUAAAACCAUGAAAAGACAACACAACUUACUAUCUAGGACGAUAUUUAGUCUCAUGUCACGAUAUCAACAUAAUAUCGAUAUGUUGCCCAGCCCCAAUUACAGUGGAACAUGGUGCAUUUGGGGACUUUUGGACUGUUAAUUACUGCGAGUAAAUCUGAUUCUGUAGUCAUUAACACAGCAGAACUGUCUGGUCAUUAAAUUUCUAGUUAAAUUAAAACUACAACAUGCAACUUUUGAGAUAAAGUUAGUGAACAGGAUCUAAUGGACUCCGCUUAUCUAAUCGUGCCUGAAUUUCUCUGACAUCUAGUUUAGCGGUGAUCACGUGCUGUUUGCUGGGCUGAAUGUUUACAACACUGCCACUUUUUAAAAUUCAGAUUUAUGAUCUGAAAAUGGAGGAAUCAAGAAAAAUGUGGGACAGUGAAGAACACAGCAGAUAUUGUCCUUUUGCAUAUUGUAAAUAACAUUUUUAGAGAGAAAAAUGUACAAAUAUAAUUCCCAUCUGUAUCUGUCUACCAACAACUCAAGCAAUAGUUAAUGGUUUCUCUAGUCUAGUUUUUUUUCUUUCUUUUUUUUUUUUUUGUACAUGCAUUUACUGUGUUUUAACUGAAGGGCAUUUUUUCCUGAUCAAAAUAAUAAAUAAAUCAAAGCCACAAAUGCA
This is a messenger RNA of Epinephelus moara (kelp grouper), 1784 nucleotides long. It is a transcript of the gene rmdn1, whose product is annotated as regulator of microtubule dynamics 1. Gene Ontology annotation, molecular function: microtubule binding. The transcript has 10 exons. The record is from RefSeq and is a predicted model, not a curated record. Gene Ontology annotation, cellular component: spindle microtubule; cytoplasm; mitotic spindle pole. Lineage: Eukaryota; Metazoa; Chordata; Actinopteri; Perciformes; Serranidae. The coding region runs from base 64 to 987 and encodes 307 amino acids.